AUGAGCGACACGGGUGAAGCGGCGCCGCCGCAUACUACCUUCGACCUCAUCUUGAGACGGCUUAGGUCUCUUGGGGUGUACUCUGAGAUGCUGCCUUGUACUCAAAAGCUCAAAGAUCUUGCUUGGAAACCGAUUGGGAUCAUCUUAAGCGGGGGACCAUCUAGCGUGUAUUCCCCCGACGCCCCAAGCGUGGAUCCGAUGGUGUUUGAGCUUGGUGUCCCCGUGCUUAUUGUUCCAGCGUGGCGUGUAGAUCCAAGCAGUGUAGCACCCGGCCAGAACCGUGAGUACGGGGAAACCUCGAUGGCUAUCCGAAAGCUUGGUAGCCACGCCGAUCGGCUCUUCGAGGGACUAGGAGACUCCUUGAACGUUGUGAUGAGUCAUUUCGACAAGGUCGUUCAUCUACCCGACGGCUUUGAGACCAUUGCCACCACUAAGGACAGCGAGUUUGCCGGCAUUGCCCAUAGGUCUAUGCCGAUUUUUGGCAUCCAGUUCCACCCCGAGAUCUCGCACACAGAGCGGGGGACUGAUAUUCUUGCCAACUUCGCUCUUAAGAUCUGCGGCGCUCGAGCAGAGUGGAAAAUGGAUAACUUCUCGGAAAAGGAGAUUAUUCGGAUUCGAAAGUUGGUUGGCGAUAACGCCCAGGUUAUUGGGGCGGUUUCGGGGGGGGUGGACAGCAGCGUGGCUGCCAAGCUGAUGAAGGAAGCUAUUGGAGACCGAUUUCACGCCAUUCUUGUUGACACGGGUCUGAUGCGUCUGAACGAAUGCGAGCAAGUCAAAGAGACUUUAGACAAGCACCUAGGAAUCAAUCUCACGGUGGUGGAUGGAUCCCAGCUUUUCCUUGACCGCCUUGCAGGGGUCACGGAGCCUGAAGCCAAGAGGAAGAUUAUCGGCGGGACUUUCAUUGACCUCUUCGAGAUUGAGGCACUCCGUAUUGAGAAAGAGGCAGAGAACACGCCUCGUGCCGGAAAGGUUGAGUGGUUCCUUCAGGGGACACUAUAUGCGGAUAUUGUGGAGAGCUUAAGUUUCAAGGGAGCCGCCAGUUCUACAAUUAAGUCUCAUCACAAUGCGGGAGGGCUCCCUGCUCGUAUGCAGAACGGCGAGGCGCAGCUGAAGCUGCUUGAGCCGCUUCGAGAGCUGUUCAAGGACGAAGUGCGGGCGUUCGGUCGGCAAUUGCAGAUCCAUGAGGAGCUCAUUAGCAGACACCCCUUCCCGGGACCCGGUCUGGGGAUCAGGAUCAUCGGCGAGGUCACCCGUGAGCGAGUCGACAUUGUGCGCAAGGCGGAUCACAUCUUCAUCUCCAUGAUCCGAGAGGCCGGGAUCUAUAAUGAGGUUCGACGCGACCAAACCCAGCCGUCUGAAAGAGGCUUCCUAACGAGAAAGUUUAGGUCACCCAAGCCUAUGCCGCACUUGAUACGAACAGAGGGAGAUGCCAGGGUUUACGGCUACAUCUGCAUUCUGCGAGCCGUGACCAGCCUGGAUAUGAUGAGCGCUGAGCCAUACGAAUUCAAGUGGAGUCUUUUGAAGGCUAUUAGCAGGCGGAUUGUCAACGAAGUGGACGGCAUUGCGAGGGUCGUAUACGACACCACAUCGAAGCCUCCAGCCUAUAAGCUGGUCGGUUUCUUGCUGUGCUUAGGCGGCCUAGUUCUUGGAUUACAGCGGUGGCAGAAUGAACCUGAGCGGCCCUGA
Molecule: messenger RNA, 1686 nt
Organism: Metarhizium acridum CQMa 102
Lineage: Eukaryota; Fungi; Ascomycota; Sordariomycetes; Hypocreales; Clavicipitaceae
Source: RefSeq, a predicted model, not a curated record